ACCAAUUGGCGACCCCUCAGAAAGACCUUCGCGACCCCCAGGGGGGUCGCGACCCCCAAGGUUGGGAACCCGUGAUCUAGAUGAUUGUAUGGGCAGCAAAUCUUCUCCACCAAAAUGCGACGGUCCAGUAGACGUAGCUGUAGCCCCUGGAAGUGUCUGACCCUGAGGGACAUCAGCUGUCUGUCUGGGGAGCAAGAACCUCAGGAGGACAUACACGUCCACCCACCGGCUGACCAUCCUGGGGGAGGGAACAAUAGCCAGCCAACGGUACAUCCCCCUGGGGCCGGCAACCAAGACCUCCCACCGACACAUUCUCCUAGACGCCGGACCAAUGUCCACACACAGGCAGCUUCUGGGGGCUGCCUCAAUGAGGGCUACACUCAAAACUGUGCUGACGAGAGACGCCAUUCAGAAGUUCCAACAGAGAAACCAGCAGAACCAGCUGAAGAAGCUCUGCCGGCCAGUGUCCAGCAACAGGAAGCCACGAGAUCAGAUGCUGGUCAAGGAAGUGCAGACGAAACAAGAGGAGAGGUCCAACACUGUAGCACAGGGGAGAAUGUGGACGCCUUGCCGAGGCCGCCAGUAGUCCAAGGCCAAGCUGGGGUACGCUACAGAAAAGUCAGACCUGUAGAAACAGGGUUACAGGCCGCGAAUGUCCAACAAAAUCCAGAUGGAGUUCAGGAAUCGCCAGCGCUGUCUGUGGAAGAGAUACGACAGAAGAGAGCUUCACUUCGUAGGAGCUGGUUUCUGGACGAGUCUUAG
Molecule: messenger RNA, 762 nt
Organism: Physella acuta
Lineage: Eukaryota; Metazoa; Mollusca; Gastropoda; Physidae
Source: RefSeq, a predicted model, not a curated record